Molecule: messenger RNA, 1668 nt
Organism: Pelobates fuscus (common spadefoot toad)
Lineage: Eukaryota; Metazoa; Chordata; Amphibia; Anura; Pelobatidae
Product: solute carrier family 22 member 20-like
Exons: 10
Coding region: 1-1668 (555 amino acids)
Biological process (GO): transmembrane transport
Cellular component (GO): membrane
Molecular function (GO): transmembrane transporter activity
Source: RefSeq, a predicted model, not a curated record
AUGGCUUUUAAUGCUAUCCUUGAAUCACUUGGUGGUGUUGGUUACUUUCAGAUACUGCACACCAUCCUUCUUUUAAUUCCAGUGGCACUUUUGGGUUGUCACAAUCUUCUCCAGAACUUCACAGGAGCUGUGCCAUCUCACCACUGCCGUGUGCCUCUUAGUAUUUCUCUCCAAUAUAAAAUUAAUUCUACAAGGGAUGCAGGUCAAGAAAAGUUGCUACGGUCCUUUAUCCCCUUAGACGAGCACCAGAAACUUGAAAAGUGUGUCCAAUACAGAAGAAAUAAAGGAUGGUCCUUUCUUCGAAAUGCAACACUUGAAAAAGUGAGAGGCCUGAGCAGAGAACCUUGCAAGGAUGGAUGGAUUUAUGAUACAAAUGUCUUCUCCUCAACCAUUGUUACCGAGUGGAAUCUGGUUUGCAGCCAGCGUUCUUGGAAGCAGGUAGCACAUUCCAUCUACAUGACUGGAGUGCUUAUAGGAGCUGUUGUUUUUGGAAGUCUGGCUGAUAAAUUUGGCCGAAUGGAAAUCCUUACUUGGUCUUAUCUUCAGAUGGGAAUUGCUGGCUGCUGUGCAGCGUUUUUGCCAACCUUUGAUGCCUAUUGUGCUUUCCGCUUUCUCUGUGGUGUGGCAUCAUCUGCGGUUUCUGUCAAUUCCAUUUCCCUGAUUUUGGAAUGGAUGCCCAACAGAGGUCGAACUUUGGCUGGAAAUUUCUUUGGUUUUUCGUACUCAGUGGGACAGCUCUUGCUUGCUGCUAUUGCUUACAAUAUCCGAAACUGGCGCUGGCUUCAGUUUGCUGUUUCAGCCCCAUUUUGUGUCUUCUUCAUUUACUCCUGGUGGCUACCAGAAUCUGCUCGUUGGCUUAUUCUUCGAGACAGACCUCAUCAAGCUGUGGAAAAUCUGAGAAUGGCUGCACGCUUCAAUGGGAAGUUAAAGGAGGGCAAGAAAAUAAAUGCCGAGAUGUUGUGCUCUGAAAUGCAGAAAGAAAUACUGGAGAUAAGAUCAUCUCAUUCUGUUCUUGACCUUGUACGCACCCCUGCAAUGAGACGAAUGUCCAUGUGUCUUCUGUUUGUGUGGCUUUCUUCCAAUUUUGCUUACUAUGGUCUAAGCAUGGACCUUCAGAAUUUUGGACUCAGUGUUUUCCUGGCUCAAGCAUUGUUUGGAGGAGUGGAGAUGGCAGCCAAGGUCAUUGUUAUGGUGUCAAUGACUUUUGUAGGAAGACGUGUCAUGCAGUUUUGGUCCCUCAUCUUUGCAGGCGCAAUGGUCAUAUCAUAUGGAUUUGCUCCUCCAAACAUGCGUCUCCUAUGUACAGUCCUUGCAGUCACCGGGAAGGCUUUUCUGGCUUCUUCUAUCACAUGUAUGUACCUAUUCACCGGAGAACUCUACCCCACAGAAAUACGACAAACUGGAAUGGGUUUCAGUGCCAUGAAUGCUCGACUUGGCUCAGCCAUAGCCUCCCUGGUACAUCUAACCGGAGAUUUUUCUUUAUCCCUCUUCUCUAUGGUGUUUGGAGUCACACCCAUAGUGGCCGGUCUCUUCUCCUGCUUUCUUUUGGAGACCAAAGACUCCCCUCUCCGUGAUACAAUCCAUGAUGUGGAAAGAAGGUAUACUAAUCAAUCCAUGGACAGUGAUGAAUCAGAAGAAGAUGAUGAUGAUGAAAAAAACAAAGUUUGA